ACGAAGCGGGCACAGGCCAACAAGGGCCGGUGCUUCAAGUGCCGCUCGCGAGUGCCGCUGGUGAAGCAGACGACCAACAAGUGCCGGUGCGAACACAUCUUCUGCGACACCCACCGAUUCCCAGAUCAGCACGCCUGCGAGUUUGACUUUAUGUCGCGCGACCGCAAGGACCUGGAGAAGAGAAACCCCAAGAUCAACGACCAUCCCAAGGGCGGCCGUAGCUUCACUCGCAUAGACUAA
Linderina pennispora is the source of this 240-nucleotide messenger RNA. RefSeq lists its product as uncharacterized. The annotation marks the transcript as partial. Gene Ontology annotation, molecular function: zinc ion binding. The transcript has a single exon. NCBI's taxonomy places the organism in Eukaryota, Fungi, Kickxellomycota, Kickxellomycetes, Kickxellales, Kickxellaceae. The record is from RefSeq and is a predicted model, not a curated record.